CCAAUACUCGGGUUGUUCAUUUGAAGGAUGGCUAAACUCUUCGUUUUCUUCCUUCUAACUUCCCUUUUCAAAAGAAGCUUAAGCUCUGCCUCCUCAUCCGUCGCUCCGAAAGAUCUUGGAGAUGCUUGCCAAAAUAUUUGGAACGCGGCUGCUGGAAGCAAUCUGAGAGUUCCUUCAGAACUAACUGUUGACCUUGCCGGUAAAAAUCCACUGUUUACUGUGGAAGGGAAUGGAGUACCCAAAAUUAAUUCCCUGGAGUUUAUUAGAUUCAGAGAGCUACUGCAGGUCAACAACGAAGCACGUCAAGAUGCAUUUCUCAACGUGAUAGUGCAACCAGGUGGACCUGUUGAACAAGCUUUGAUUUAUCUCAAAGCAAAUGGUUUACUAGAUGCGGAACAAGAUAUUGCGGCCUUCAAGAAUAUUUUAAAAGAACUGUGGUUCCAACCUCCUAAAGGUAGCGAGAAAAAAGGCUUUGAGCAUGUAUUUAUCGGUGAUAUGGGAAAAUUGGGAAAAUCGUACGAGGGAUUUCACAACUGGUUCAUGUUCUACCAAUUGCAGAAUGCAGAGCCAAAUCCAAUAAGUAAUGUUGUGGUGAACUCCCUGACGUAUAACACACAGGUAAGCAUUAUCCGGAAUUAUCUGAAUAGACCAUUUUACAGUUAUAGCCAAUGCAAAGGGAUUGACGCACAACAAAGAAUUGACUGUGGCUAUUAUAGCAUACAACGUGAUAAAUGCAAGAAAGUCCGAAAAUGUUGUUUUGACAACACAGUGCCAGAUGUACCACGGUGCUUCUUUGGCAAUCAAGUUCUAUCGAAUCUUAACUAUGAUGACAAUAUGACAUAA
This is a messenger RNA of Orbicella faveolata, 843 nucleotides long. RefSeq names its product uridylate-specific endoribonuclease C-like. NCBI's taxonomy places the organism in Eukaryota, Metazoa, Cnidaria, Anthozoa, Scleractinia, Merulinidae. The record is from RefSeq and is a predicted model, not a curated record. Gene Ontology annotation, molecular function: RNA endonuclease activity.